Messenger RNA from Oreochromis aureus, 801 nucleotides. RefSeq lists its product as uncharacterized. The coding region runs from base 1 to 741 and encodes 246 amino acids. NCBI's taxonomy places the organism in Eukaryota, Metazoa, Chordata, Actinopteri, Cichliformes, Cichlidae. The record is from RefSeq and is a predicted model, not a curated record. Gene Ontology annotation, biological process: response to bacterium. The transcript is spliced from 4 exons.
AUGAGGAACUUUGACUCUCUAACAGUUUUACUUGUCUGCACCCUCAGUUGGAUCCCUGUAUCACAACCUUUGGAGGUUCAGUCUGAAAAAGAAGUCACGCUGCUGUGCUCCAACUUUUCCAGUUCUCCCACACAGAUAUUCUGGUUCAGAGUGACCAACAGAGCCAAACUCACCUGUAUCGCUGUGAUGUUCAAACCUGAUGAACCUGCUUCAUUCUGCGAUGGAUUUCAAAAUGGAAAAUUUGAAAUGAGCACUAAUUUAUCCACUGUGUUUCUCAAAAUUAAACAAGUGGAUUUAUUGGACUCUGGACUUUAUUUCUGUGGAUAUAAAAUACAGAAGAGUACGGUUAUUGUCGAAGCAACAGAUUUAGUGGUCCAAGACACUUUUAUCAGAUUACCAAAUGUGAUGAGUGUGAUCCUCGGUGUUCUGACUGUUUUCCUGAUCACAGUCAUCGUUUGUCUGACUGUUAAAAUCAAAAAGCUUCAGAAAGUUCACACUGAAGGAAAGAAUCUACAACAAGAAGAGGUGAAGUGUUUCAUUUUGUGUCCUUCACACUCUUUAUCAGUUAAUGUUAGUAGUUUUUUACUCAGCUGUGAGACUGACAGUUCUUAUUCACAGAGGCAGAGCUCAGAGCACCUGCACUAUGCAGCUGUGACAUUUCAUCCAAAAACAGAAAGUCCUCACAGGCCUGCAUCAGCCACAGAAGUGGACCCAGAUGUUAUUUAUUCAUCUACUCGAUAGACUCAGAAAGUGACGGAGUACUCCAUGGAACUGAGGCGUCAUUAUUGAUCUGCUGAUGUU